Molecule: messenger RNA, 14151 nt
Organism: Eptesicus fuscus (big brown bat)
Lineage: Eukaryota; Metazoa; Chordata; Mammalia; Chiroptera; Vespertilionidae
Gene: ABCA13
Product: ATP binding cassette subfamily A member 13
Exons: 55
Coding region: 1-14019 (4672 amino acids)
Biological process (GO): lipid transport; transmembrane transport
Cellular component (GO): intracellular membrane-bounded organelle; membrane
Molecular function (GO): lipid carrier activity; ABC-type transporter activity; ATP hydrolysis activity
Source: RefSeq, a predicted model, not a curated record
AUGUGGCCGGCGGGGCGCCAGCUCGGAGCCCUGGUCUGGAAGAACUGGCUGGUCAGGUGCAGGCACCGGGUCCUCUGCCUCGCGGAAUUCCUCUGGCCGUGUGUCCUGUUCAGCAUCCUGACAGCACUUCGUUUUCAAGAGCCGCCCCGGCACCGAGACAGCUGUUACUUGCAGCCCCGGGACCUGCCCAGCCGGGGCGUUCUCCCUUUUGUGCGGGGCCUCCUCUGCAACACCGGGGCGCGGUGCCGGAACACGAGCGACGCGGGGCCCACAGAGCACCGUCUCCGUUCGUCUAGGUUCCGAGCCACAGCUGCCCAUCACAAGAUCCAUGACCUGGUCUUCUUACAAGAGAUGCAGGACCUGGCUGAUGGCGUGCGUGAAAUGAUGGACAAGGCAACAAACUUAAAACAGCUCUGGGCAGAACGAGCCAAGGCUCCAGGUUCUCCUUAUGGCUCCAGCUUCUUAACAGUAGAUCUCAAUAAGACCGAGGAGGUGAUAGCGGCACUGGAAAGCCUUCAGCAGCAGCCCCAAGUCUGGGACUUCCUCCUUUUACUGCCCGGACUGGACGCAAGCCAGGUCCCCAUUGACGAUGGCCUCCGCGGCGCAGCACGCCUGCUCCAGGCUGUCCUGAAUUCCUUAACGUCUCUGGAAGAGCUAGGUCGGCCGCCACUCAACCCUGCUACCUCCAGGGUUUCCAGAAUGGUGCUGAAGGCGACCAUUUCCGCGCUGACGUUCCUGCGGGGACACGGAGCAGCAGCCGCAGAGUCGGGGCGCAGCCUGUCCCUGCGCAGCCUGCUGCGGGCCCCGCAGGAGGUCCGGGCGGACCUGCAGUCCCGAUUUGGAUUUGAUGACCUUCAUGCGGAACAAAUCCUGAAUUACUCAGCUGACCUGAAAGAGAUUCCCACAGACAGCUCAUUGGAGCGGAUGGUGUGCUCAGCCUUGUCCCGAGCCUCCGAGGACGAAGCUGACGGAGAGGGUCACCCUGGAGACUGUCACGCCCGCUGGUCCGCAGCCAAAACCUACCUGGUCCACGCGGUCAGCCGGCUGCAGGUCUACAAACAGGUGCUCCAUCGGUGGCGGGCAGGCGGCCGGCUGCAGCAGGUGCUCAGGAGCCCGCUGGAGGGAGGCAGCGCCCUGCAAGAGGCGGCGGAGGCUUUGCAGGCGGGACUGCUCCUGCUGAUGGGCAGCGCGACAACAGAGGGCCCCGGCAGCCACGCUCCUCCAGAGGCGGUCUUAAAUUCCACAAAGGAACAUCUCAUGAAGGAAAAGAAGUUGGAUGCCCUUGGGGAUGAGCAACUGAACUUUCUUUUGUCUUUUGUGGAAUUUUUGGAGAAAUUGUUACCUAACCCUUUUGACUCAUCCAUUGGUCCCACUGAGACUAUUCUAAAUGCAGGUCAUUCCUGGAUAAAUCACUUAAAGAAUUUAGGAAGAGAGCCAUCUGGUAUUGAUACUCAGAAACUUUUGGAAUUUGGCAAGGAGGUGAUUGAAAAAGUGCACACUCUUGAAAAGACGGAAUCAAGCUAUGUUUUGAGACUUAUGGAAACAGUACUUUCUGAAAUUAACCCCAAGCUCCUGGAAUUGUGGACGUAUGACAUUUCCAAAGGAAAGAGAACUAAAUUCGAAAACUUGUCUACACUUUCAAAUUUUUCUGUUCUAGAAAAUGAGAGGAUUCUUAGUAAAAGCUUUAAUUUUUCCAAGUUGUUUCGCUCGGAUUGGCCUGAAUCACCAGCCGUGAAAAUGGAUUUUGUUCAUCUAAGUGAGUCUAUAAUCCACAGUCUCUACGAACUUGGAUUCCUGAGGCAGGAGCAAGUCUCAGAGGCUCUGGACACUGUCUAUGCUGUGAGGAAUGCAUCUGAUCUUUUCUCAGCCCUUUCUGAACCGCAAAAACAAGAAGUUGAUAAAAUUUUGACUCAUAUAUAUCUAAAUGUCUUUAAGGACCCAGAUUCAGCUUUUCUUCUGCAGGUUUAUUCUUCAUUUUACCAAUACACUGACAAAUUAUUGGGCAUCCAGAGUAGAGAGUCUUUGCUCUCUUUCCUGACUCAAACCUCGAAGCACAUUUUUGAGAUUAUAAAGCAAUUUAAUUUUCAAAAUAUCAGCAAAGCAUUUGCAUUUUUAUAUGAGACAACAGAACUUCUUGGGGGAAUUUCUGAAGUAUCUUAUUGUCAGCAAUUGCUUUCAGUUUUCAACCUUUUGGAGCUUCAAGCCCAGUCCCUGAUGUCCGCAGAGCGCCCAGAGUUGGAAGUGAUCCAUGCUACUCUGACCGGCCUCAAACAGCUGCUAAUGGGGGAUGAAGAUUUUCGUAUUUCUUUAUUUCAGUAUAUGAACCAGCUCUUCAACAGUUCAUUAGGAACCCUGUUGGGUAAUGAAUGCUUUGCUUUGAAUAAUAAAAUCACUUCUAUGAGUCACUCAGUAGAUGGAGGGCCUCCACUUACUCUUCUGUGGACACAGAUUCAUUCAAACCUCUCUGCAGAUGGCAGCGUGUUCGGUGAGCGGAUGGCUGUUCACUGUUCCAUUUCAUGGCUUCAGAAGUGGGCUGAAAUCUGGGGAAGCACAGCUCAGAUAUUGCAGCUGGAUGUGAAUGUUUUCACUCCUCUUCAUAUCGGUCUUACCCAGCUUUUGGGUGAACUGGAAAGUGAUGUGAAAAUUUCUAAAAGCUGCCAGGGAAUAUUUCCCAUUCAUCGCCCUGCUAGACUCAUAUUAAACCUACUUAAAAACAUGACUCAAGGUGGCGGCCUCCAUGACCGGGACGAUUUUCGGAAUCUCAGGGAACUCUGGGGAGCAGUACGUGAUGCAUUGGUUAGAGUAAAGUUGCUUCACCCAGACCAGGUGGAGAGAUCCCUGUCCACCCUGGACACAGCCCUGAGUCAGCUGAAGGCAUUUCCGCUAAGCACAAGAGCAGGCAGGGAGUUUUUGUAUUCUGUGCUCGAUGUGCUCACGCAGUUAAGCAACACCUCAGACUACAGAGACAGACAUACACACUUGAUAAAUCACUUCCUUUUAAAUAACCUCACGGAUUAUGAAGUAAACUUUGAAAGCAUCAUCACUGACCUAAGAGAAACAAUAUUAUUUCUUAGAAAUGUGUCACAUGACCAUACUUUAUUGUCCUGUGCUGAUAGUUUCCAAAACAUCACUGAAUUUAUUCUGGAAGAUGGCUUAUUACAUGUAAAUACUUCACAGAGGGUGUUACAUAUUCUGGCCAUGUUAAAUUCCUUCUUUUCCUCCGAGGACAUCAUGAGCAUACUGAAAGGAUGCAUUGAAUGGGCGGACAUCUUCAAUCAUUCGUAUGUAGCCUAUGACCCUAGUUUUCCACCAGACCAUCUUCGGAGUGUUUUGAAGCAUUUCAGUGACGUGGAAAACAAAAUUAACUCUACAUUAACACUUGUUACUUGGCUGUUGAAUACAGUGGAAUCUGGUUGUUCGUUGAAUAAGUCAAAUAUAAAUUGUAUGAAUAUUUACUUAAAAAAUGUAACUGACUUCCUAAAUGUUAUACUUACUGCAGUCUUUGAAAAAGAAAAGGCACCACAAUUUGAGAUUUUAUUAACUCUUUUAAAUAAUUCCACAAACCAAGUAAGUAUGCUUAUCAACAACUUAACAAGAGACUUUGAAUUUGCAUCUCAAUUCAACUGGAAACAUUUUACUGAAUUAAUUCUAAGACCCAUAGAAAUGUCAGAAGAAAUUCCUAGCCAAUUUCAAAAUACUUGGCUGCAUUUAGUAGAUCUGGGGAAAGAAAUUCAAGACCUUGUGAAAGAUAUUUUCCCUAACAUUCUGGAAAACAACUUCUCUUCUGAAGCUGAGAAGUUCUUAAAUAUAUUUACUACCAGUCCAAAGGAAAAGGAUAUACAUCGUUUAGGUAAUUCAUUUUUUCAUUUAACAAGUUACCUUGUCUUCAACUUAUCAGAUGAUCUCCAAAAUUUGCCCCAAAUAAUUCCACAUGAAAUAGUGAAAACUGUGGGUCUUGGUAUUCAGUUGAUUAGGGAUGUGUUCAACUCCCUAAUGCCCCCAGUCCAUCACAAUAUUCCAGGAGAUCCAGGUAAUAAUAACGUUUUAAAGAAGAUAGCUUCUUUCCUGCUCACCCUAAAGAAGACCGACAUAGACCUUCUGGUAGACCAACUCGAGCAAGGUGGUGAAAGCCUAAUGGACUUUAUAAGGAAUAUCAGUAGAUCAGGUACUGACAGUUUGGGGGUCAAGUUGCUUGUUGGCUUGAUGGAGAAGUUUGUAGACGGCUCCCAUUCAUGGAAUGUCAAUCAUCUGCUGAGGCUGUCACGCCUGAUUCCCAGAGAGGACAUGGCUGCUGUGGUGGAUCUGUACUCUGCCCUUCCUCACGCUGUGAGGCUCCUGCAGAGAGUGGUGGACAAGAACAUCACCAAAGCCCUCAAGGAUGUCUACGACUUCACAGUCCUUCAUGGCAUAGGCAUUUCUCAUGUCACCAAGGAAGACUUUAUGUUUGUGAUGAAAACUCUCCUGGACACCAUUGAAUUAAUAUCAGAUAAGCCAGGAGUUCUUGCCAAGGUUGUAACUUGCCUUCCUGUGGUUUGGUGCCGGAAUUACACAAUAUCUGGAUUUCAGCAGAAUCCAGAGUUAGAAGCCUGUAAUGGCCACUUCUACAGCAAAGUGGCUAGUAUACUUGACCACCUCCACCUGCCUCCCCCAGGUGAAGCGUCACAAUGUUCAAAUGAAAGCUCCCGGAUGGAAAUAACUAAGAACAUGGUCUGCGUAAUUCAUGAGCUAGUGGACUGGAGCUCCGUUCUUCUAGAGCUGUCUGAAGUCUUCCAUGUGAAAGCCUCGCUUGUGAAAACUGUGCAACUAUUUAGGCAGAAGGUGUUUCCAUCUGUCCUAUCUGGAAAUCAGAGCAUGAGUAGCACCUCUGGACUCUGUCCCCCUGGCCCCAUGAAGCAAGUUGCUUUACAAAUUAUAGAAAAAUUUAGAAACGUCAGCUUUACAAAAGCUACAUCAGAUGAAAACAUUCUUGAUAAAUUAGCUCUUUUAAACAGGAUCCUUAACAAUGAAGGCACAGAGGCAUCUCUUAUGAAUCUUCCCUUAAGUUUGGGAAGGAUGAUAAAGUCACUUUCUGGGGAUGAGAGCCUAGAAAAUAGUACUCGCUCUGUAGUCUCUCUAUUCAUGACGUUUUUGGAUGCAAACAUUGUAGGAAGGCAUUUCGAAGCACUAUCAAGUUUUAUUAAAAGGAGUAGAACAGCUUACAACUUUGUAGAUCUGUGGCUUGAGUCUGAACAAGCCAUGAAAGAUCCAAACCUCAACUUCAAUAGAAGAAUCCUGUUCUCUAAAAUUAAUGAAGAGCUUCCAAUGAUUAACUCAAUGGCUCUUCAAAAAAUGACUGUGCAACUUGUCCAUAUUUUGGAAAGCCUGAAUUCAUCAUCGUUGCAGUCAUCAGAAAUGACCGGAGGUUUUCCAUCCGUCACAAAAAACUGGCUUCGUAAAUAUGCAAGUGAAGAAUACUCCAGAAUAAUACAAAUAUUCUUUUUCCUUAUGGCCAAUGAGAAUUCAACAUUGACUGGAGACAUUAAUACAUUUUUGGAUUAUCUCAAAAACAUUUCCAGAGGAGGUGAUUCUCACGUUGACCUUUUUGCUCAACUGGUAAACCAAGAACAGUCAACUAAUUUCUCAGUUGCUAGGUUGCUUUUGAAAAGCUUCCUAGUUAAUUCAAUCAAUAACUUAGCUGUGGGCUCUCGACAAGCAGCCUGGAACUUAAGUGACACUGACCUUCAGGUCCUGAAUCUCAUUAACCUCACCUUGAACCAGACACCGUUAGAAAAGGGUGAGAGAAUACUUCUCCCUCCAGGAGGCAUGGUGGAGUUCAUGGGACAGCUUUUGAAAACAUUCUUCACCUUUGCAGAAAAGGAAAAUUCUGAGAACAAAACAUCUCUUUUGCCGAAAGACCUCCACGACAUCGUUGCAGAGAUGAGCUUUGUAAAGGAUAAAGUUUUAGAAAUUCUGAAAGUAGACCAAUUUCUUACCUCCAUGAAAGAAAAGAAAUUGAUGAGCAUUUUUUCAAGUUUAAAGGAGACCAUAUAUCACCUAAUCAAAGGAUGCUUCAUGUCAGACCACACAGACUUUUAUUUUGAUAAUUACCGAGGAUGGACGUUCCUGCGAGAUUUAUUUAAUGCUCUUCAAAGUAAAACUUCUGUGAGAAAUAAGACUGAAAAUAAUUUGGAGUUUCUUACCCAGGUGAGUCAGUUGUUUUUCCACAUGAAUAGUUCUGCAAACCUCUCCCAGCUCAGCCACCAGCUCCAGGCAGCUCUCCACCUCGUGCGAGAAGCCUCAGCAGAGAUGGCAGCUGUUAUGGAUUCUCUUUUCAACUCUCCCAGGAAGGACUUGCGUGCCUCGUGUCCUUCACUCCGAGAGGCCGUACUUGCUAACCUGACCGACCUGCUUUCCUUCACAAGCCGUUCACUCCCUCUAAGACACAGAGCAGCAGUGGACAUCACCGCGAGGGUGCUCGGUGUUGUCUCAAGAGCUGGUGGAGGAGGUCCCGUCCCGGAACCCCGCUUGGAAAUGCCUGGUGCUCUGGGCGUGCUGGUGAGCGCACGCGUGGAAAUGCGGGCUCUGGCCGCGUCCCUGAACUCCACGGUGGAGCUGCUCCAGCUUGCCAAGAAAGUUUCGAGGAAGAUGGCCGCUGUUUUUGAAACUCAUCGUGUCUCGGGUACCGAUGGCACUAUGAGAUUCUUUGAUGCUCUGUACGCCAUUUUGCAACAGAAGGUUGGAAAUGCUGUGAAUGAAACCACUGCUUUGGAAAAAGUGGACCAGUUAGUAUUUGAAAAUAUCAGUGACUCGUUGGUGCCAUUUCUGGACUUGGCCUUUGGGAUGAUUGGGAUCAAACCUAAUAUUUCCCAAGGCUCUGGUGUUUUCAAUAUGUCGUCUAGCAUAUUAUCCGAUGUGGACCAGUCCAGGGAGUUCUCUGAUGUUUCAGAAGAAAUUGCUGAAUUUUUAACUUCUGGGGAAAUCAAUUUGGGAGACGUGGAACAUCUUCUGGUAGCAAUUAAUAAUGGCACUGAAAUAUUUUCCAUGGAUUCUGUCAACGUAUGGGAAGAAAUCCUAGAUUGCUUAAUUUCUAUAAAUAACAUCACCAACCAGAUAGACUUCCUACGUCCGAAUCCAGUUUCCACGCAUGGUUUCCCUCAGGAUGCUCACGAAGUGACGCUGGUUUUGGAUGAAAUGCUGUCACGAGACAGCACGGAAAUAGGGCCCUGCUUGAGAAUGCUGACGGACCUGGCCGUCGCGCUUUGGAGUCCCUCAGAGAAGGAUGACUUGAAUGUUUCCAGUCUGUGGCUGCCGUGGGCUCAGCGUGCAGACGCCCUUCGGAAAGCCGUGGGAACAGUUGUGGAGUUCGCCAGGGGAGGCCACGGCCGUGGAGCCUCGGUUCUCAGCUCCCCUCUGAUGCGGGCAGUGCCUCCUCGGCCCCUGGAGGGAGCUGCCCGGAGCGCGUUGCGUGGGGCAGCUCUCCUGAGGAAAGGGCUUCUCUUGAACAACCCUCAGCGGGUAAGUUCCACCAAAACGGUGCUCCAGCCCGGCUUUGAGAUGUUUCUUCAUGCAGCCGCUGGAAAGAACAUCCCAUCAGAGAAAGGAGAGAAGGCCAGGAGAGGGAGGAUGGCCGUUCCUGACAGCCUCACCCCGCCACCGUGGUUCCAGAACUGCGUGAAGGGGUUAAUUGCAUUGACGGAGUCCUGGCAGGAAGUCCUGGCAGAUGAGAGGAAUUAUUCUCUGUCUCCUCUGGCAGGAAACCCGUCCGUGGCCAGCGACGCCCUGUGUGCUGCUCGGAGCUGCGAGCCGGGUGGAGUGAGGUGGCUCAUGGCGUCUGCUCUGCGGGGGGUCCUUGUGCUGCACGACCUCUACCAGGACCUGGAGAAGGCGUGGUCCGCGCCCCGUCAGCUGGACUGUGAGGGUCUCCGCAGGAACCUCUCCCGCACCCUGGAGCACUUCAGGAGCCACCUGGAGAACGCCGCCGCCUGGGACUGUGCGUGUCCGCCCGCGUGGGACUGGACCCCGCAGCGCCUGCACACGUUGGCCCAAAGGCUCGAACAGGUUUUGUUUCCUGGGAAUUUGAUGACUUCUCUUAGCAAUUUCACAGCAACUGUGGACGUGAAGGUAAAAGAUCUGGUGAAGAACAUCACCGCCUUCACCGAGGAGCUUCGAUCUGCCCACCUCUCAGCUGGAACCAUCAGCAGUAUUUUGGAAGCAAGUAUUUCCCGCUCACAGGUCCUGUCCGGCGCCCUGACGGUGGCUCUGUCCGGGAGAUGUGACCAGGAUGUGCUGCGUCUCCUGCUGGCCUUUCCUGAGGACGGGAAGGCUUGGUUGGCCACUAGGGAGCUGUGUGGCCUGCCCGGGGCCAGAGUGUACUCUCUGCUUGUGUCCACGAGUCGCCACCUGGACCUGCGCAGCUUCAUUUACAAGACGCUGAUGCCGGCGGAAGCCAAGGGCCUGCUCAGCUCCCUGCUGGGCGUCGUCUCCAGGCUCAGCCACCUGCUCCCCAGAGCCAGCCACGUCCUGGCAUACCUGCCCCAGUUUCUUCACACCCCGAACAUCACCGCCUUGCUGGACCUGCCCGACUCUCUGCAGGCUUCACCCCGGGCCCCGGCCGAAAGUUCAGCCUUCGGCUCUUUCCAGGCUGUGGUGACGACGGUUUGCCAGGAGCAAGAGUCUUUUCUUAGCAACUCUAACAUGUUCCUUAACUUGCCCAGAGUUAACGAGCUCUUGGAAAGUGACAAAGAAAAAUUCAACAUUCCUGAAGACUCAACACCAUUUUGCUUGAAGCUUUACCAGGAAAUACUACAGUCUCCAAAUGGCGCUUUGGUGUGGUCCUUCCUAAAACCUGUACUACAUGGGAAAAUACUGUACACACCCGACACCCCGGCCGUGAAGAAGGUCAUCCGGAAGGCUAAUCACACUUUUGUGUUUGUGGACAAGCUGAGGACUUUAUCCAAGACACUGCUGAGCAUAGCCAGCAGUUCCCAGAGCAGUGGGCACGGCCAGAUGCUCGGGCAGCUGCAGGAAGUCCUGAGAAACAAAUUCCUAAGAAACUUUGUGGAGAGCCAGUUACACAUCAACGUAGACAAACUGACUGAGAAGCUGCAGACGUAUGCAGGGGGCCUGGGCCGGAUGCUGAGCCGCUUGGGCGCCGCCAACCUCCUCUCCCUGGGCCACUCGCUGGUCAACCUGUCCUCCUGUGUGCUGCUGGACCGCUUCCAGGGGCUGCCGUCAGCCGCCGCCCUGGAGGCCACCGCCCACGGGCUCAUGCAGCACAACAGCUUCUUGGCCAGCGUCAUCUUCAACAGCUCCUCCGUGCGCAGGCGCUCCGGCGCAGACGCGCCCCCGCUGCCGCCCCGCGUGGCCUACACCAUCCGGACCAGCCUGCUGUACAGCAUGAGGACGGACCAGGGGGAGAACCCGUUCUGGAAGUUCCACCCCCAGAGCCUGCCAGCCGACAGCUUCAAGUACAAUUACGUCUUCGCGCCGCUGCAAGACAUGCUCGAGAGGGCCCUCAUCCGGGUGCAGACCGGGCGGGAGGCCGUGGGGCCCGCCGCACAGGCGCAGCCCAUCCCGUACCCCUGCCACAGCAGCGACCUAUUCUUGAACAACGUGGCUUUCUUCCUCCCCCUGAUCAUGAUGCUGACGUGGAUCGUGUCUGUGGCCAGCAUGGUCCGAAGGCUGGUUCACGAGCGGGAGAUCCAGAUGGAAGAGUACCUGCGGAUGAUGGGGGUGCCCCCGGCCACCGGCUUCCUGGCCUGGUUCCUGGAGAACGCGGCUGUGAUGGCCCUCGGCAGCGCUGCCCUGGCCGUCGUCCUGAAAACCAGCGGCAUCUUCGCGCACAGCAACGCCUUCAUCGUGUUCCUCUUCCUGCUGGACUUCGGGGUGUCGGUGGUCAUGCUGAGCUACCUGCUGAGCGCGUGCUUCCGCCGCGCGGCCCCGGCGGCGCUCUGCGGCAGCCUGCUGUACCUGGCCAGCUUCCUGCCCUACAUCGUGCUGCUGGUGCUGCGGGGCCGGCUCAGUGCGGCCGCCCAGAUGCUUCUGUGCCUCCUCUCCACGACCGCCUUUGGACAAGGAGUGUUCUUCGUCACGUUCCUGGAAGGGCAGGAGGCAGGGGUCCAGUGGGGCAACCUGCACCAGCCUCCGGAGCAGGCAGGCCUGGCGCUCGGCUGGGUCUGCGGGAUGAUUCUGGUCGACUCGGGCCUUUACUUUCUGUGUGGCUGGUACCUGAGCAACUUGGUUCCUGGCUCCGUGGGUGUCCAGAAGCCGUGGUGCUUCCCCUUCACGGCAUCCCACUGGAAGGGCGUGGCCACCCAGAGGCCGGGCGCUCGCGGCUCCGGGCUGUUCUCCCUCCGUGAGGACGUCGGGCACACAGGGUCAUUGCCGCAGCUCGGGAAAGGGGAGCGGGAAGGAGGCGCCCCCGGCGUCACCCUGGUGUCUGUGACCAAGGAGUACCAGCCCCACCAGGCAGCUGUGCAGGACCUGACCCUCACCUUCCACAGAGGCCAGAUCACCGCCCUGCUGGGCACCAACGGCGCCGGGAAAACCACCGUCUUGUCGCUGGUGACGGGGCUGCACGCGCCCACCUCUGGAACCGUCUUCGUCGACGGCAGGAACCUGCAGACAGACUUGGCCGUGGUCAGAAAGGAGCUGGGGGUGUGUCCUCAGCGCGACGUCCUGUUGGACAGGCUCACUGUCCUGGAGCACCUGCUGCUCUUCGCAUCCAUCAGGUCGCCGCAGCGGACCCGGGCAGAGCGACGGCAGCAGGUUGACAAGGCUCUCCGGGACGUGGGGCUGACGCAGCAUCAGCACAAGCAAGCCCGCGCCCUGUCCGGAGGCCUGCGGAGGAAGCUGUCCAUCGGCGCCGCUUUCCUCGGCACGUCGAGGACCGUGGUGCUGGACGAGCCCACCAGUGGGGUGGACCCCUGCUCCCGGCGCAGCAUCUGGGACAUCCUCCUCCAGUACCGAGAAGGUCGGACGAUCAUCCUCACAACCCACCACCUGGACGAAGCGGAGGCGCUGAGCGACCGCGUGGCCGUCCUGCAGCAGGGCCGGCUCCGCUGCUGCGGCCCCCCCCUCGGCCUGACCGAGGCCUACGGCCAGGGCCUCUGCCUGACACUCACGCAGCAGCCUUCCGCUCCGGAGCUGGACGGCCCGCAGGACGCGGCUCACACCACGGCCCUGAUACAGACCUACGUCCCACAAGCGUUUCUCAGGGACCGCAGCGGGCGCACGCUGAGCUACGCCCUCCCCAAGGACGCCGACCGAACCGGCUUCAAGGGGCUCUUCCAGGCGCUGGAGCGGAACCGGCACCGCCUGCGCCUGGCGGGCUGCGGGAUCGCAGACAGCACCUUGGAGGAGGUGUUCCUGAUGCUUCUGCCAGAUCCCAGCGAGCCGUCUGACAUGGCCCCAGGGACAGGGCUGGAGGCGCAGCACCCGAGGCCCCCGGCGCCCACUCCCGGCUCCCACUACGGCGCCCCUGCCAGCACCCUCACGCAGGUGGCUGCCCUGCUGACCCAGCGGCUGUGCCGCACGCGCCGGGCCUGGCGGGGCGCGCUCUGCGACCUGCUGCUGCCCGUCCUCUUCGUGGCCUUGGCGAUGAGCCUGUUCCUGGUGAGGCCUCUGGCCACCGACUACCCUGCCCUCCAGCUCACGCCUGGCCGCUACGGGAAAGCCGAGACUUCCUUCUUCAGCAGUGACAGCGAUGGCAUGGAACUGGCCCAUGUGCUUCUGCGCGCCUUUGGAGACGGGGAGCAGCUCUGCGCCAGCCUAGCCCCAGGCCUGACGAACGCCUCCUGUUGGCACCCGGAGCCCUCGCCGCACCCAGAAGCCCCGGGUCCCUGUGGCUGCCCGAGCUGCCCCAACGCCAGUGCCCGGGCCCCCUCCCUGACCAGCCGCCGGGGCCACAGGCUGCUGAACCUGUCGGCCCUGCGCCCCGAGGAGUACCUGCUGGCGCCCGGGGAGAGCCCCAGGCUCGGGGGCUGGUCUUUCGGAGGGCGAGGCCCGGAUCCUGCUCAAGAUGAGAACUCACACCUGUCAAAACCAGAAAACCUGGCAAAGGUGUGGUACAGCCAGAAGGCCUUCCACGCCCUCCCUUCCUACCUGAACCACCUGAGCAACCUGCUCCUGUGGAGGCUGCUGCCGCCGGCCGAGGACUGGAGACAGCACGGAAUAACGCUCUACAGCCACCCGUACGGAGGGGCCCUGCUGAACGAGGACAAGAUCCUGGAGAGCAUCCGGCAGUGCGGCGUGGCCCUCUGCAUCGUGCUGGGCGUCUCCGUCCUGGCCGCCUCCAUCGGCAGCUCCGUGGUCAGGGACCGGGUGACCGGAGCCAAGAGGCUGCAGCACCUGAGUGGCCUGGGCUACGGGGCCUACUGGUUCUCCAACUUCCUGUACGACAUGCUCUUCUACUCGGUCUCCGUCGGCCUGUGCGUCGCCGUGGUCGCGGCCUUCGGGCUGCCAGCCUUCACCUUCCGCAAGAACCUGGCGGCCACCAUCCUCCUGCUGGUGCUGUUCGGGUACGCGACCCUCCCGGGGAUGUACCUGACGUCCCGGCUCUUCCCCAGCGCCGACGUCGCCUUCAUCGCCUACGUCUCGCUGAACUUCGUCCUGGGCCUCUGCACGCUGCUCAUGACCACCAUGCCCCGGCUGCUGGCCGUCGUCACCAGGGCUCAGAAUCUGCAGACCAUCUACGAGGUCCUCAAGUGGGUCUUCACCGUGUUCCCCCAGUUCUGCCUGGGCCAGGGCCUGAUCGAGCUCUGCUACAACCAGAUCCAGUUCGACCUGACCCACAGCCUGGGCGUCGACAGCUACGCCAGCCCCUUCCGGAUGAGCUUCCUGGGCUGGGUCUUCGUGCAGCUGGCCUCCCAGGGCACGGCGCUGCUGCUCCUGAGGCUGCUGCUGCACGGGGACGUGGUGCGGAGGGCCAGGAGGCGCGCGGCCGUCCAGGGCACAGUCACGGCCUGUGCGGACGCAGAUGUGGAGGCGGAGCAGGCGCGGGUGCUGACGGGAAGAACCGGCGCCGACUUGCUGGUGCUCUGCAACCUCAGCAAGAGCUACGGGCGCUCCCGGCCGGCCGUGCGGGACGUGACCCUGGGCCUGCGGAGCGGGGAGUGCUUCGGGCUGCUGGGCGUGAACGGGGCGGGGAAGAGCACCACGUUCAGGAUGCUGAGCGGGGACGAGGCCCCGAGCGCAGGGCACGCCGUGGUCAGGACGCCCGCGGGGGAGGACGUGCCUCUGUUCUCGGCGGGAGCGGCCGGCGUGCGCGUGGGCUACUGUCCGCAGCAGGACGCGCUGGACGAGCCGCUGACGGGCUGGGAGCACCUGCGCUACUACUGCCGCCUGCGCGGGAUCCCGGGGCCGCUCAUCCCCCAGGUGGCCGGGGACCUGGUGAGGCGCUUACACCUGGAGGCCCACGUGGACAAGCCGGUGGCCUCCUACAGCGGGGGCACCAGGCGGAAGCUGUCCGUGGCCCUGGCCCUGCUGGGCAAGCCCCACCUUCUCCUGCUGGACGAGCCCAGCUCCGGGAUGGACCCCCGCUCGAAGCGGUUCCUGUGGAAAGCGAUCGCCGAGGAAGUUCGGGAGGGCUGCGCCGUGGUGCUGACCUCGCACAGCAUGGAGGAGUGCGAGGCCCUCUGCACGAGGCUCGCCAUCAUGGUGGACGGCAGCUUCAGGUGCCUGGGCACCCCCCAGCACAUCAAGGACAGGUUCGGGGCCGGCUACACCGUCCGCGUGUGGGUCAGCGCGGGAGGAAGUCAGCGCGAGCUCUCCGACCGCCUGCAGCUCCGCUUCCCAGGAGCCCGGCUCAAGGGGCAGCGCCCGAACGUGCUGGAGUACCAGGUGCCCGCGGGCUGGGCCGGCCUGGCCGACCUGCUCCAGGUGCUGGAGGACAGCAAGGCCGCCGGGAGCAUCCGCCACUACGCCCUGGCCCAGGCCUCGCUGGAGCAGGUGUUUGUUGAUUUUGCUGCUGAGCAGCCGGCUCCUCCAGCCCCUCCUGACCCGCCCGCCCGGGGCCGCCAGCCGCAGCCCCUGCCUGUCUGAGCCCAGGACGCUGCUUCAGAGGAAGGAGACUCCCAGCCCCAGUCAGUCCUCAGGCCAGCGCAGGAGCUCGGGGACACCAGGCCUGGGGUUCCCGUCUCCUGCACUUUCCGCUCUGACCUCUGUUCAUUAAUA